UCAAAGAUCAUGGAUACCUCAGAGAUCAAAAUUCUCGUUUCAACCAUUCUUUUCCUCUUCAUUAGUGCUUCCAUUUUGUAUUUCUUAAAGAAAAAACACACUACCAACAAAAAGAAACAAUGCAGUGCCCCUCAAGCAAGGGGUGCAUGGCCUAUUAUUGGCCAUCUUCACCUCUUUGGAAGCCAUCAACUCACACACAGAACACUUGGUGCUAUGGCUGAAGAACAUGGACCAAUCUUCACUAUUAAACUUGGUUCAUACAAAGUUCUUGUGUUGAGUAGCUGUGAGAUGGUGAAGGAAUGUUUCACCAUCCAUGACAAAGCAUUCUCCACAAGACCUUGUGUUGCAGCCUCAAAGCUAAUGGGAUAUGACUGUGCCAUGUUUGGUUUCACUCCUUAUGGACCUUACUGGCGUGAGAUUAGGAAGCUAACUACUCUUCAGCUUCUUUCAAACCAUAGACUUGAACUCCUCAAGAAAACAAGAGAAACUGAGUUGGAUUCUGCAAUAAGGAAGCUUUACAAGAUAGAAGGAGGGGUUUUUGUUGAUAUGAAGGAGUGGUUUGGCGAUUUGACACACAAUGUUUCUUUGAGAAUGGUGGGAGGGAGGCCAUACUAUGGGGAAAGUGGUGAUGGCUAUGAAGAAAGUGAAGAAGCAAGGAGGUAUAAGAAGGCUAUGAGAGAGUGUGUGCGUUUGUUUGGGGUGUUUGUGUUGUCUGAUGCAAUUCCAUCUCUUGGUUGGUUAGAUUUCAAUGGACAUGAGAAGGCUAUGAAGAAAACAGCUAGUGAAAUGGAUACCCUGGUGAAAGGGUGGCUUGAUGAACACAAAAGGAAAAGAGCUUCCAAUAAGGAAGAGCAGGAUUUCAUGGAUGUCAUGCUUAAUACUCUGCAGAAUGCUCAUAUUUUUGGUUAUAGUGCUGAUACCAUCAUCAAGGCUACUUGUUUGAAUCUGAUACUAGCAGGAAGUGAUGCUACCAUGGUUACUCUAACAUGGGCGCUAUCUCUGCUACUCAACAACAAAACAGAACUGAAAAGGGUGCAAGAAGAGAUCAACAUUCACAUCGGACACGAAAGGAAGGUAGAAGAAUCAGACAUAAGCAAGUUAGAGUACUUGCAAGCCGUAGUGAAAGAAACUCUAAGACUAUAUCCACCAAGUCCCAUCAUAACCUUUCGUGCAGCCAUGGAAGACUGCACUUUCUCAUGCGGAUAUCACAUCCCUGCAGGCACACACCUAAUGGUGAAUGCAUGGAAGAUCCACAGGGAUGGUGAUGUAUGGGAAGAUCCACAGGAUUUCAAGCCACAAAGGUUCUUGACAACACACAAGCAUGUUGAUGUGAGAGGUCAGAACUUUGAGCUUGUGCCUUUCAGUUCUGGAAGGAGGGCUUGCCCUGGUGCCUCCCUGGCUCUGCGCGUCGUGCAUCUAACGCUAGCUAGGUUGUUACAGUCUUUUGAAAUCGAUUCUCCUUCGGAUGAAGCUGUAGACAUGACAGAGAGCUUUGGCCUCACCAAUUUGAAAGCCACCCCACUUCAAGUUCUCCUAACACCACGUCUACACCCCAAGCUUUAUGAAUUAUGAAUUCUGAGAGCCUUUGGAAUGUGAUAGGUUUUCAAUCUUUAAAUGCUUUACUUGUUUAAUCAUUACUGGUGUAGCAACUACAAGCUGUUGCAAUAAAGUAAUCUGUAAGUUGUUGAAAUAAAUUGAGAUGCUAGUGGAAGUUGGCGAAAGAAAACAUAAAUGACACCUUAAACAAGCAAACAUGUAAAAGCACGCUGCUAAGCAUUUACAAAGUUCAUGCUUCUUCUGCAGCAAAGAAUUGACGGAGCGGCGUUGGAUUCAACCAAAAAGAAACUGACAAGAAACAAUGUUUGUUAGAGUAGAGGAUGGUUGUACUUUCACUCAUGUUGUAAAAGUAAAACAACUCACAAAGAAGUCUCACAUUGGGUAAGGCAAAGAAG
Arachis stenosperma is the source of this 1952-nucleotide messenger RNA. RefSeq names its product cytochrome P450 CYP82D47-like. Lineage: Eukaryota; Viridiplantae; Streptophyta; Magnoliopsida; Fabales; Fabaceae. The coding region runs from base 10 to 1572 and encodes 520 amino acids. Gene Ontology annotation, molecular function: iron ion binding; heme binding; monooxygenase activity. The record is from RefSeq and is a predicted model, not a curated record. Gene Ontology annotation, biological process: defense response to other organism. The transcript has 2 exons.